CUGGGUAGUAUCGAUGUAGGAGCCUGGGAGCCUGGGAGCCUCCAUGCCUAAAUCAGGAGGAAUGUUGUUCCGCACAGCUGGACUGGGAAUAGCGUAGUGGGCGCCCCACACGAGCAGCUGUGGCCAAUCGGCAGCCGCAGCAUGACCGAUGACUCAAAGAGCCCGACAGCGGCCCAGAAAAUUUCCCCAACAAACUCCAAAACAACAAGAACAGGCAUUCCUUCCUUCGCUACAGACCGAUAAGAGCGGAACAGCGUUGUCUUCUGCGAUUCGAAAUUCCAGAAUAUUCAUCAUUCUCCUCUCAAUCACACACCUACAAACACACAAUGGCUAAGCCCAAGGUCUGUCUGGCGUACUCUGGUGGCCUGGAUACUAGCGUCAUCUUGAAAUGGCUCAUCGAGCAAGGAUACGAUGUCGUCGCCUUCAUGGCCGAUGUCGGUCAGAUUGAGGACUUCAGCGCCGCCGAAAAGAAAGCCCUCGCCGUUGGUGCUGUCAAGUUUGUCGUCGAAGACCUCAAGCGCGAGUUUGUUGAAGAGCUUUGCUUCAGGGCUAUCCAGUGCAAUGCCAUUUUUGAGGACCGAUACCUGCUCGGAACAUCCCUGGCACGUCCAGUCAUUGCCCGUGCGCAAAUGCGCGUGGCCCAGCAAAAUGAUUGUAUCGCAGUAUCUCAUGGCUGCACUGGCAAAGGAAACGACCAGGUCCGCUUUGAGCUGGCCUUCUAUGCUAUUCAGCCCUCCAUUAAGGUGAUUGCCCCGUGGCGUCUACCCGAAUUCUUCGAGCGCUUCGCCGGCCGAAAUGAUUUGCUCGACUACUCCGCCCAGGCGGGAAUCCCUGUCACGUCUACCAAGGCCAAGCCCUGGAGUAUGGAUGAAAACCUGGCUCAUUGCUCUUAUGAAGCCGGUAUCCUGGAGGAUCCCAACAUCACCCCCCCAGAGGACAUGUGGAAGCUGACCGACUCUCCUCUCAACGCUCCCAACACCCCCGAAGAGUUCACCCUCUCUUUCGAAAAGGGUAUUCCCUCCAAACUGGUCACUCCUUCCGGCCAAACCCUCACCGACUCGCUGGAUGUGUUCACAACCUUGAAUGCCAUUGGUCGUAAGCACGGUAUUGGGCGCGUGGACAUUGUUGAAAACCGAUUCAUCGGGAUCAAGUCCCGAGGCUGUUACGAUUCCCCCGCCAUGACUAUUCUCCGUGCUGCCCACGUCGACCUGGAGGGUCUGGUCCUGGAUCGUGAGGUCCGCUCUCUGCGUGACCAAUUUGUCACCUUCAACUGGUCGAAGCUGCUGUACAAUGGCCUCUACUUCUCACCGGAGCGUGAGUUCAUCGAGAAGAGCGUGAUUGCCAGUCAGGAUACCGUCAACGGAACUGUCCGUCUCGCUGUCUACAAGGGCGCUGUCUCUGUCCUUGGCCGUUUCUCCGAGACGGAGAAACUGUAUAGCGCCGAGGAGAGUAGCAUGGACACCCUGAUCGACUUCAGCCCUGUCGAUACUACUGGCUUCAUUGGCAUUUCCAAGAUUCGUGUCGCCAAGUAUGGCCAGGCUAAGGCAGAUGCAGGCGAGAGCCUGAGCCGUGCGUAAAUCUCUGUUUCUCAUGCGAUGUUAUUGUGUACGACACGAAGCGUUAUUUUCCGUUGGCAAAUAUAUAUUAUGUUUAUAAAAAGAAAAAUGAAUCCACGUAUUAAUGACUAUUCUCAACAUCGUCU
Molecule: messenger RNA, 1702 nt
Organism: Talaromyces proteolyticus
Lineage: Eukaryota; Fungi; Ascomycota; Eurotiomycetes; Eurotiales; Trichocomaceae
Product: argininosuccinate synthase
Exons: 6
Coding region: 327-1577 (416 amino acids)
Biological process (GO): urea cycle; L-arginine biosynthetic process
Cellular component (GO): cytoplasm
Molecular function (GO): argininosuccinate synthase activity; ATP binding
Source: RefSeq, a predicted model, not a curated record